UGUUGGACAAACUUAUUUGUUUGUUUUAGAAUUUUUAAUUGUACAACAGUUUGUUCGUUUUUCGAUUGUUUGUUCAAAUUGGCAAAGUGAAGAUUUACUAUUCGUCAAAAUUGCUCCCAACGUGAAGUCGAGGAAAAACUCCGCGUCGUUGUCAUCAGACGGUGGCUUGGACCAGAUCACGAUGACGAUGGAUGUGAGCAAGUCGGAGACUAACAAAAAUGGCUCCACUCAGCAGGAGUGCCAUGGCUGCAACAAGACCAUCAAGGAGAGGUAUCUCCUGAAGGCACUGGACGCUUACUGGCACGAGGAUUGUUUAAAGUGCAGCUGCUGCGAUUGCCGGCUAGGCGAGGUCGGCUCGACCCUCUACUUCAAGGCGAACCUCAUACUGUGCAGGAGGGACUACCUGAGGCUAUUCGGCAACACGGGCCACUGUUCGGCCUGCAACAAGCCCAUACCGGCCUUCGAGAUGGUCAUGCGCGCCAAGACGAACGUCUAUCACCUCGAGUGCUUUGCCUGCCAGCAGUGCUACCACCGGUUUUGCGUGGGCGAUCGUUUCUACCUGUGCGAGAACAAGAUACUCUGCGAGUACGAUUACGAGGAGCGCCAGGUGUUUGCCAACAUGGCCCUGCACCCGCAAGCCACGCUGGCCCACCUGAAGCGACAGCUGCCCCCGACGCCACCGGGCCAGGGGGUGCCCCAGAUGCCCGGGCACAACCCCAUGCAGCAGCAGCCACCACCGAGCCAGCCCAACCAGCAGCAGGGCCAGCAGAUGAUGGGGCAGCACAACCACGUGGCGAACGGUCAGAUGCCGGGCGGCGGAGGGCAGGUGAACGGGACGGCGAUGGGAGGCAUGGGGCCGACGCGCCCGGGCGACAUGAACAACAACGGGUUGUCGGGCCCCGGGCUGGGGUCCGUGAAGGCGGCGCCCAUAUCGAUGCAGGCGCCGACGAGCUGAGACGAGGCCGCACCGCCGCUGCUCAAGAAACUCCGGUGCCUCGACAGCUACUGAGGCCGCCGUGGCUAAUGGCGCCCCUCCCCCCUUUUCGGGGGUGCAGGAGGAAACACACAGCGAUGACACGCGGCCCAGGCGAUGGUGAUCCAAGUUGACUGUGUCCUUUGUUUGCCGGGAACACUCGAAUCUCGGCUCGUUCGCGGAACCGGGGUCGACGCUAAGGAUGGGGAGGCCCGGACGCGGUGCGUGAUACAUACACAUAUAUACAUGUUACGAGGAAGGGGUCGUGAAUGUACAUACAGGACUCUGCGGCGCUUCCUCCGAGAAGGGGGAAAAGUGCGCGCGACGAGACCCCUGCGUUGUUUUUUUUUUUUUUUUUUUGUCUUUUGCAUUUUUGUUAUUACCCACGGCUAACUCGCUCUGUGGUUUCAAUAUUAUUACUAUUAUUACUUAUUAUUAUUAUUAUUAUUAUUACUAUUAUUAAUCAUUA
Molecule: messenger RNA, 1442 nt
Organism: Copidosoma floridanum
Lineage: Eukaryota; Metazoa; Arthropoda; Insecta; Hymenoptera; Encyrtidae
Product: rhombotin-1
Biological process (GO): positive regulation of transcription by RNA polymerase II
Cellular component (GO): nucleus
Molecular function (GO): transcription coactivator activity; DNA-binding transcription factor binding
Source: RefSeq, a predicted model, not a curated record